This is a messenger RNA of Porites evermanni, 3304 nucleotides long. The record is from the annotation of a GenBank genome assembly. Lineage: Eukaryota; Metazoa; Cnidaria; Anthozoa; Scleractinia; Poritidae.
GCUUGCUAUGGUGACACCAGUGUUCCAGUGUUACAUGUUACUCUUCUUGGUGGUGAGUGGGGUUCAUCUGCUGGUGGGUUGUCAACCAUAAACAGAGAGCUUGCUAUUCACCUUUCAAAUCAUUCAGCGGUGAAGAUUUCUUUACUAGUCCCAGAGGGAGCUUGCAACACUGAAGAGACAAAAGAAGCAGAUGGCUAUGGAAUCACUAUUGUUGAGGCGAAAGAACGUGCAGCAUAUGAUCGCCUUGAUUGGUUGAGCAUCCCACCCCAGGACCACUUCAUGGACAUCGUUGUUGGCCAUGGUGUUAAACUUGGUCGGCAAGUGCAAUUCAUUAGAAACUCUGCUCAAUUUCCAAAUUGUAAGUGGGUACAAGUGGUUCAUACUGCUCCAGAGGACCUGAGCAGUUUCAAAUCCUACAGUGACCCCAUUUCAAAAGGUGAAACAAAACAUGAAUCAGAAGUUGGGCUUUGCAAACUUGCCGAUCUUAUUGUGCCUGUUGGACCCAGACUAAAAGAAGCAUACUCUUCAUAUUUACAGAGAUGUAAGACAGAUCAAGAAGUUUUGUCCAUUACUCCAGGCCUUUUUCAAAGGGAAUUUGGGGAUUUAGUGGCAAAACAAAACCCUAAUGAAGAUGGUGAAUUUAAAGUGUUGUUAUUUGGUCGGGGGGAUGAUGAGGACUUUGAACUCAAAGGAUACAAAAUUGCUGCUCAAGCAUUUACUGAUCAACGGUUGAAAAACAAACCAUAUCGUCUAAUCUUUGUUGGAGCACCUGAAGGAAAGCAAGAAGAAGUUAGAAAAAAACUUCUUCAGAGUGAUAUUCUGGAAGCGCAGUUGACUGUUAGAAAAUUUAUACAAAGUAGAGAGAGGCUGAAAGAUUUGCUGUGCGAAGCUGACCUUGCCAUAAUGCCGUCAAAAUCAGAGGGAUUUGGUCUUGUUGCACUUGAGGCCUUGUCUGCAGGACUACCCAUUCUUGUAGGCAGUAGGUCAGGAUUUGCCAAAGCAUUAGAGAGUGUUCCUCAUGGUCAUCCAUGCAUAAUGAAUUCAGAUGAUCCUGCAGAAUGGGCAAAAGCAAUAGAAGCUAUUCGUAUCAGGCAUGGAAUGAGGCUUCAAGAGAUAAAAUUACUGAGAGUAUCUUAUGGGGAGAAGUACAGUUGGAAGAAGCAAUGUGAUGCCCUUGUGAACAGAAUGCAGAGAAUGGGUUAUGGUAAGAGUUAUUUUUGUUGAGUGCUGAUGAACUUAAUUACACUGUAUUCAUGUUGUACCAGACAUUACACUAAUAUAGUUUUUUGGCACAAUAUAUGCAAAAUGUAAGAGUGCAGUGCACUCACAAGCACUGAAUGCAUUUUGUUCUUUGACCAAAUUGUCGAGUGUACAUGCAGGUUCUAUCAGUUUUCUUUGCAAAUUUAGUACAUCUGUACUUGUACGUAUUGUCCCAGAAUAUUUUACCGUUUUAUUGAUAGCUAGAUAAUAUACGGCCAAGACAUACACUGUAUAAAAAAAUGUACUUCUUUACAAUCCUUACCUAGUAGGUAGAUUCAGUUAUUUUCCUAAGAAAUCAUGCACCGUCAAUUCUUUUAUGGUGAGGCAGGGAGGGGGGCAUGUAGCCAUACUUGAACUCCAGUUUUGUUAUUUUUAAACUUCCACUGACAGAAAACAUACAAAAACAGUCAGUUUUGCGUUGGGAGGUGACAAACCUGCAAAUUAAAUUGGCUACUUGAAUUUUGAGAUGCCUCCUUUCCUUAUUAAUAAUGCAGCUCAAAGCUUGAUAAAGCUGACUGUAUAAACGUGUAGGAUUACCGUUUUGAAAUGUAAUCUUAAAAUGGAUCUAUAGUACUUUAAAAAGUUAUGAUGUUUUUACCAUCAAAUUUAUUCUGAAUUCCUAUUGCUUCUCGAGCUUAAAUGUUUUGUGCACACCUUUUAAAGUUGUGUUGGAAGUUGUAAAUGCAUAAAAAGAUCUGUGAAUUAUUGUGUAGAAUAAGGGUCUCCACCACUUUAAGGGUCACAGUUGUCUGUGACGCUUAAAAUUAUUUUUUUAGUGUUACAUAGGGCGUGGUUCCACAUGACACGUGACGAGUUUCUGGUUAUUAGGGAAGGGUAGCGUCAUUCUUUUAAUACUAAUAGACGCCUUGGUUAUGGGUGGUGGAGAUGUGAAUGGGUUACAAAACUUACAGUUGUAUAUACAUAUAUUUUGGAAGAAGCGUAUAAUAAAGGCUUGUUCUCUCACCAGACGCUUCUGAUAUACCAAAGGAUGUUUCUGUCGAUGAAAGGCAGCCUGUUGGAAAAACACAUGCUUCAGCUUCUGGAUUCUCAGGAGAGAAAUGUCCAGUUGAUGAACAGCCUAAAACUGAGGAUGCAGCCAGAUUAAGUGAAGAGUCUCCCUUAAUUUGCCAUACUCCUUGCAUUUCAGAGCACACUUCUGACCAAGGUAUAGAAUUACAUUGACAAGGUGCCAAACUUUUUUACACGUAUUUUAAAUAAACUCUUGAAAAUUUUUGGCCCUCUUAAAAAGGAACUGUUUUUGUUUUUUUGUUUUUUUCUAUUUUUGUCUUUCUGCUAUUCACCAUUUUCAGAUACACCACGCACCUUGUUAACUUCCCAAAAUUUUGCGUAACCAUUGUCUUCGAUUUCUCUUGGGACGAGUGUAAUACACAGGAGAAAUUGGGGGGUAAACAAGAUGCGUGCAAUUAUGUGUAAAUGGUGAAUAGCUUAAGAAUGCUCUGUUUGUGUUAAAGAUUUUUCAAACAAAGACCUGAGGAGCCUCACUGAGUUUCCUUAUACAUUAGUAAAUAGUUUUUUUUUUCCUUCAACUGUAAUAAGAAGCAGUAAUUAACUUGUAGUUAAUAAUUAUGCUUUUAAUCAAUAAUUUUCAGAAACAGCAAACACUGUUAAGAUGUCAAUCACCACGCGUGAUUUAAGUAGUGAACUGGAGGAUGUUGUGGACGGAAUGUUAAGACAACAACUUGGAGUGUACUUGAAAUACAAUAAAACAAACAAGCUUUCUACAGCCAGUGGACUGAGUGACUUCAUUAAACAUUUAGAAAAUACUUACAACUUUAUUUAUACAUCUGUGGGUGAGGGAUCUUUGGUAAUAAAAGGUCAGUGUCCUGACCUGCAAAGUCUGGAAAGUCUGUGGAAUGAUUAUUGUUCUGGUGUCCUGAAUGAAGCUGCAGAGAGGUUUUUGGUAACUGAUGAUAUGAAGAAACAAAUCAACUUGGUGACACUCAGAUUAAAGACUAUUAUUGAUGAAGAAAGCUAUUUGACUUGCAAGAAAGCUCUUAUGGAAAAGUUAGGUGAGUUGGUGUAG